AUGGAGGUUGAAACUAUAUACAAUUUACCUCAAGGGUCUCGGAUUCUUGUCACUGGUGCAAAUGGCUUUAUUGCCUCCCACAUUGUCGACAAUCUCUUGAGAAUGGGAUAUCUCGUGCGGGGCACCACGCGAACCCAGAAACCUUGGUUGAACGAACUUUUCGAGCAAAAGUAUGGAAUCGGAGUUUUUGAAACUGUCAGAAUCUCAAACUUUGACGAUUUAAAAGACAUUGAACGUCUUCUGGAUGGUGUACAUGGAAUAGUCCAUGCGGCAUCUGAUAUGAGCUUCAGUAAUGAUCCCCAGUCGGUAAUACCGUGGGUCGUUCAAGCCAUGAAAAAUUUAUUGGAAGCUGCAAGUAAAACCCCAACUGUCAAACGUGUUGUGCUGGUGUCUUCAUCUAGUGCAGCGUAUGACCUUCAUCCAAAUUCCACAGGCCGUGAAAUUGACACUCAUAGCUGGAAUGAGAGCGCCAUUCAAGCCGCCUGGGAUGAAAAUACACCAGAAGAGAGAAAGAAUGUAGCCAUAUAUUCCACCUCUAAAAUAGAGGGAGAGAGAGAGGCCUGGAAAUGGGCUGAGGAUGAGAAAUGCCCGUUUGAGUUCAACUCAGUUCUUCCUUGCUUUACGGUUGGAAGAAUUCUUCAUCCGGAAAUCUUCGGUUCAACAAUGGGACAUCUACGUCAGCUGCUUGAUGGAAACCCCCAUGCGUUUUCUUUGCCCGAACAGUGGUAUGUUGAUGUUGAAGACGUCGCAAAGUUAUGUAUCAUCGGACUUUUGGACUCCGAUGUCAAGUCACAGCGUAUAUUCGCGUUUGGUGAGCAGAUGAAUUGGACAGACACCAUUUCUCUACUGCGCGAAUUGCGACCAGAGAACACCAAGAUCCCAGACCCGCCCGCAGAUGAAGUAAGGGACUCUACAGAAGUAUUUCCGCGAACCCGAAGUCAAAUAUUGCUUCGUGGAUUCUUCGACCAGCUCGACUUCACUCCUAUAAGGGCUAGCAUUGAGAAAGGGAUUGAAGAUUCGCCUUGGGCCGCAUAG
Molecule: messenger RNA, 1035 nt
Organism: Penicillium angulare
Lineage: Eukaryota; Fungi; Ascomycota; Eurotiomycetes; Eurotiales; Aspergillaceae
Exons: 5
Coding region: 1-1035 (344 amino acids)
Molecular function (GO): oxidoreductase activity, acting on the CH-OH group of donors, NAD or NADP as acceptor
Source: RefSeq, a predicted model, not a curated record